Molecule: messenger RNA, 423 nt
Organism: Phytophthora infestans T30-4
Lineage: Eukaryota; Oomycota; Peronosporomycetes; Peronosporales; Peronosporaceae
Exons: 3
Coding region: 1-423 (140 amino acids)
Source: RefSeq, a predicted model, not a curated record
AUGCAGAACAUGAAAUCGAAGUGGGCGUCGGCGCGCGAGGCAGAAGGACGCACAGGCAACGGUGGACCAGUGAGGCACCCAAAGCACUACACUAUCAUGAAGGACUACUGGAGAGAUGCGACUGGGAUGAACAACCGCCCUUAUUUAAGCACGGAAGAUUCAGACAUAAUCUUGACACGUGUGCGAACGCAGGGUGAGUGUGUCGAAGCUGGCUUGAGCGCUGUUGCCAAAGGGUUUAGUGAGGGAUUGGAGGCAAUAGGAAAGGGGCUUGCAUCCCAAACGGAGCUGCUUCGGGAGCAGAGCGAGCGUGCCCAUGCUCAGAACGAGCAAUUACUCAAGCAACUUCAGGCUCAAAGCGAGCAACUGUCCAUACAAAACGGUCAUAUCAGUGAGUUAUUAAACUUGCUUCAACGUAGUCGUUAG